This is a messenger RNA of Phaedon cochleariae (mustard beetle), 999 nucleotides long. Lineage: Eukaryota; Metazoa; Arthropoda; Insecta; Coleoptera; Chrysomelidae. The record is from the annotation of a GenBank genome assembly.
AUGAUACAAGGUUAUGGUCCAGUCAUGCAAGCUUUUUUUGGCACCCUCAUAACAUGGGGCCUAACAGCUGCAGGAGCAGCUCUAGUUAUAUUCAUUAAAGGAUCCCAGAGGAGAUUAUUGGAUGCUAGCCUAGGGUUUGCUGCUGGAGUGAUGACUGCAGCAUCAUUUUGGUCCCUUCUGGCUCCUGCUAUUGAGCAAGCUUCUGAAUCAACACUUUAUGGAGAAAAUGGAGAAUAUGCCUUUUUACCUGUUGCCUUUGGGUUUUUACUUGGUGCCUUAUUUGUAUUUGGAGCAGAUAGAUUGAUAACCAAGUUAGGAAUUCAUUCUCCUAAUAUGAUGUUAGGCACACAAAAGCUAGUAUCCUCAGAGACUGGUAGUGUGCAGGUUAGGCCCAUAACACCAAGAAAAGCUGAAGAACAAAAAGAAGAAGAAGCAAUCAGGGUCAAAUCCACUAAGGUUAAGGAUUCCCAUGGCAACAAAAAUGACAAAAUAAAUAGAGACAGAACUCGAACUCAAAAUCAUGUUCAAACUCAACAAUACAUUAAACCAAGUGAUAUAAAUUCUGCAAUCAAAUCAGCAAACGAAGCAGCCAUAAUGAGAGAAAUUCUAGAACUGGGAAAUAACCAACCUCCCUCUGAUGAAAGUACAAAGGAUGGAGGAAACUGGGAAACCAGAAGAACAAAGAAACGUCGAAGAUUCAUAAUAGGAGGAAAUGAGGAAAAUACUGGAAUUGAGGCAGUUCCUAAAUAUUCUACCCUACAUGUGACAAGGCUGAAGCCAGACACAAAGCCAGAAGACCUGGAAAAAUUAUUGAAGGAGCGAUUCCCUGAGGUUCGCUGUGAACAGCAUGCAUCAAAACGACCUGAUCUAUAUGCAACUGUUAAAGUAACAAUCAGGAAAGAACACUACAGAGAGGCGUGGAAAAAGGAAGUCUGGCCAAUUGGUGCCCUGGUUUCAAAUUUUUUCUUCCCAAGGAGGAUGCCACAAGUAAAUGCAUAA